Messenger RNA from Hydra vulgaris (swiftwater hydra), 1395 nucleotides. RefSeq lists its product as uncharacterized. NCBI's taxonomy places the organism in Eukaryota, Metazoa, Cnidaria, Hydrozoa, Anthoathecata, Hydridae. The record is from RefSeq and is a predicted model, not a curated record.
UUUUAACUGUGCAGAUUUUACGAAAACUGGAAAAGCUUUUUAUCAAAAGUAACAAAGCCCGUUUGGACAUAAACUUUCUUAAAAACUGCAAGCUAUUUAAAGUAUACCCAAAGUAUUUAGGUUUUAACAAACCUCAUGCAAACCACAAUGAUAUAAUGUCGAUAAAAAGGUUACUCAAAGGUGCGUAACAUAAAAGAUCAAACGAACAAAAAUUAUUGCAAAAAGAAUUAGAUAAAAUAAAGUGCAUAGUAAGAAAUAAUUGUUCAACCUUACAAUGGUAUUUUUUAAUAAAGGUUAUUAAAAAUAAUGUAAAGAAAAAAGAAAAAUCAAUUAUAAAAACCCACGAGAAAAAAUUAUGUUCACUUACUAAAUUUACUAGCAUUCCUUAUAAAAAUAAAAAACUUCGUACAAAAUAUGUCUUCAUACACUUUACUACACCAUGAACUGGAUUUAUUAAAUAAUGGUCUUAACUUUGCCUUACCACCAGCGUUUAUAAAAAAGACGGACGAUUUUGCUCAAUUUGAUAGCGUUGCACAAUUUCUCAACACCCAACUUAGAAACAAGGAUUUAGAACCUCAAGUUAAAAGUGAACUUUCACACUUAGCAAAUAAUGUUUACAAAUACACGCCGUCUGAAGGUUGUCUGAGAAAACACAAAAUAAUAAAAAGACUCAGGAAGAAUGAAAACAUCGUAAUAACAAGACCAGACAAAGGGAAUUGUAUAAUUGUUCUAAAUAAAGUUGACUGUAUAAAUUCUCUUAAUAAUAUUAUAAGUGAUAAGACUAAAUUUAAAGAAUUAAAAGAUGAUCGAACUAUAAAAAGAGAAGUAUCUUUACAAGGGUAUCUUAGAAAACUUAAAAAACUUAAAUGUUUUGAAAAAGACAUUUACAAUAAAAUUUAUCCUGUUGGUUCACAAACAGCAAGAAUUUAUGCUCUACCUAAGAUGCACAAACUUAGUAAAGGUUCUUCUCUACCAUCUUUUCGACCAAUUAUUUCAACAAUUGGCACAUAUAAUUAUAAACUUGCUAAACAUCUUUCAGAUUUAUUAUCUCCAUAUAUACCAAAACAUUAUACCACUUUUGACUCAUUUUCAUUCGUUGAAGAUUUAAAACAAGUUGACGUAACUAACAAAUUUAUAUUUUCUUAUGAUGUUGAAAGCUUAUUUACUAACAUUCCACUUAAUGAAACUAUAAAUAUAGCAACAGAAUUAUUUUUUAAAGAUGAAACUAUAUACUAUGAUGAUGGUACUAUAAAAGCAAAACUAAAUGUUUACAAGAUAUAUUUUGUUAUUACAACUAAAUGUUAUUAUAUUUUGGUUUGUAUAAAUGGUUGUAUUAAUGUUUGGUUAUUAUACUUUGGUUUGUAUAAAUGUUAUGCUGAUAUCAUAGCAGCAUAA